Messenger RNA from Synchiropus splendidus (mandarinfish), 892 nucleotides. It is a transcript of the gene pop4, whose product is annotated as POP4 homolog, ribonuclease P/MRP subunit. Gene Ontology annotation, molecular function: ribonuclease P RNA binding. Bases 69 to 734 code for a protein of 221 amino acids. Gene Ontology annotation, cellular component: ribonuclease P complex; ribonuclease MRP complex. Gene Ontology annotation, biological process: tRNA 5'-leader removal; rRNA processing. The record is from RefSeq and is a predicted model, not a curated record. The transcript is spliced from 7 exons. NCBI's taxonomy places the organism in Eukaryota, Metazoa, Chordata, Actinopteri, Syngnathiformes, Callionymidae.
CCGAACGCUGUCGAAGAAGAGAAGUGGGGCCAGUGAACGAACACACGCCAAGACAAGUCAUCGUCUUUAUGGAAGAUCGAGUCGUUCAAGCCAAGAUUCCUCCAGACCUGGAGAAGCUUCUGGGUGUUGAGUCUCAGAGCCGGUCCAAGGCUCAGGCCUUCACUCAGGCCUUCCUGAAGAGCAGCCUCCAGGAGAACUCCCGCGUGGACCCGAGCACCCUGCUGAAGCACAAGGCCGUCACUCUGGAGUACAACCGGCCCAAGAGGGAGAAGAGGAAGAACAGGAAGUCAAAGGGGCUGACUGCCCGGCAGAAGAGAGAGAUGAAGAUCUUUCAGAUCAAGGAGGAGCAUCAGAGAUAUGAGCUGUUCCUGCCGCUGCAUGACCUCUGGAGGCAGUACAUCAUUGACCUGUGUGGAGGACUCAAGCCCACCAGUAAUCCACAGCUGGUGCAGCAGAAGCUGGUGAAGGCUGAUUUCCAUGGUGCCAUCAUCACAGUGAUCCGGUCUAAAUGUGCUUCGUAUGUGGGAACGACUGGAAUUCUCCUACAGGAAUUCAAACACGUCUUCAAACUCAUCACCAAAGAGGACAAACUGAAAGUCAUCCCCAAGAGGAACAGCGUGUUUGCUGUGGAGGUCAACGGCUUCGUCUCUCACAUCUACGGCAGCAGGUUUGAACAGCGCUCCAGUGAACGUUCAGCCAAGAAGUUCAAGACAAAGGGAAUCAUCGACCUGUGAGGCCUUCAGCAUGUGUGGCCCUCGUGUCACAUGUCAUGUACAGAUCAUUUGUAAAAAUACUCCUUUUUCAUAUUUUAAAUAAAGUUGUUUCAUUUUGCUUUAGUCAGAGUUGCAGCUUUGUGCUUCUGCGUUCGCUCUUGUGUAAUAAAUUAUAUUUG